AUGCCACUUCUGAUUGCCCUUGGUGGGAAAGUCAACAUCGUUACUUUGUUGACAGGAAUCUGUUACACCAAGCUCAAUAUAUUGCAUCGAUAUGUCGGCGGAGUCAUUUUCGCUCUUGCAACCAUCCAUACGGUUCCUCAUAUCUAUGCACCAAUCAAGGAUGGCGGAUUUGAUUACCUCGCUCAGUUGUACAUCGACCAAAAGCGCGAACCCGUCUACAUGUACGUCACGCUCGGCAUCCUCCUCCUGCAAACCAUGUUCCGCCUCCUCCUCUCGACGCGCUCGCUCCUCUUCCUCUCGGGCUACCCGACGACCCUCGAGCCGCUGCCCGGCGCCGUGACCAAAGUCCGCGUCGCCGUGCCCGCCGCCCUGCGCUGGCACCCGGGCGACCACGCCUUCAUCCGCAUGCCCUCCCUCUCCGUCCUCGACAACCACCCCUUCACCAUCGCCUCGGUGCCAUCACCCCCAAAUACAGCAACAAACACCCUCACCUUCCUCAUCCGCACCCACGCCGGCUUCACCUCCCGCCUCGCCGCCCUCGCCGCCGCCAAAGCUGCGGGAACCCCGUCCUCCUCCUUACCCGCCUCCCUCUACCGCUCCUCGCUCUCCUCUCUCGAAGAAGCCGCCGCCCAUCAGCCUUCCCACCACCACCAGCCGCCACCACAAGGCCCUCCCCUCCGCACCCUCAUCGACGGCCCCCACAGCCGCGGCGCCCGCGUCCCCGCCCUGCACGCCACCGUCGACACGGUCGUCCUCGUCGCCGCCGGCACGGGCGUCACGGCCGCCGUGCCGUGGCUGCUCGACCUGGGCCGGCGGAUGGCUGCGGACGCGGAGGCGGGCGCCAACGAUUGCCGCGUCGGCGCCGUGCGGCUGGUGUGGGUCGUGCGGCGGGCCGAGUGCGUGGAGUGGAUAAGGGAGGAGGUGGGGGAGGUGUUGGCGGCGGUGGAGGAGGCCGGGGCGGGGCGGGGGAGGGGGGUCGGGAGGGUCGUGGUCGAUGUGUAUGUUACGGGUGGGAGUGGUAGUAGUAGUGGGAGUGAGGCGGAGGUCGGGGAGAAAAAGAAGGAGGAGGAGGAGAAUGGAGGGGCGGGGGGAGGAGUGUUGGUGGCCGGGAGUGGUGGUGAGCGGGGUGGUGAUGGGGAUGUGAUGCCUGCGCCUCCGCCGCCGGCUUAUGGUGGUGUUGCUGACCGGGGAGAUGAGGAGGGGAGACUCAGUGCCGAGACUGAGGGGCUGGGGACGGUGGAGGUGGAGGAGCAGGGCGGGUUCGUUGUGCAUCACGAGCGCCCUGUUAUUGCGAGCUUAUUGCCGUCGUUGGUGAGCGGGACGCGCGCGUUCGUUCUGGGGUGCGGACCUGAGGGGUUUAAAGUCGAGUUGUCGAACGCAGUGGCUAAGAUGCAGAGGGAGAUGGUGCUGAAGUCUAGAAGUAUGGAGAGCAUCGCAUUGCAUACGGAGACGUUUGGGUGGUGA
Molecule: messenger RNA, 1464 nt
Organism: Lasiodiplodia theobromae
Lineage: Eukaryota; Fungi; Ascomycota; Dothideomycetes; Botryosphaeriales; Botryosphaeriaceae
Product: Ferric reductase
Exons: 3
Coding region: 1-1464 (487 amino acids)
Biological process (GO): intracellular iron ion homeostasis; copper ion import; iron ion transport
Cellular component (GO): plasma membrane
Molecular function (GO): ferric-chelate reductase activity
Source: RefSeq, a predicted model, not a curated record